Messenger RNA from Cladocopium goreaui, 7941 nucleotides. Lineage: Eukaryota; Dinophyceae; Suessiales; Symbiodiniaceae. The record is from the annotation of a GenBank genome assembly.
AUGGAUUUGUAUCCUCGGCGUUACGAAAUCGCCGACUUUGCCAUCAUGGGGGGCACCUGGGCCAUGCUUUGUCCGUGGUUUGAAAUCUGGGAAGAUGCGCCUGGGACAAAGCUCAUUGUGGUGAAAGAGCCGGCGCCCCGAUGUUCGCUAGUGAUCGUUCGCUGUGCGCUCACAGCAGAUCCGCCCGGCAUUCGUGCCACCUUCACUUUGCUGAGCGGAGCAGACCUGGGCACAGAAACCUUGCAGAUCCCGCUGAUGGCAAGCACUGCGCCACGGCGGGCUAUUGAACACCUUUCGGCAGCAAGUCGCCCUGGCACUCCCAGGCUUCAACCGCGACCUCCAUGGUCCACCGAAGAUGUGCCGAAGGAGCGUGACGUCCCCUCUGGGACGAAGACUCGUUCCGCCCUCAUCCACCGACAUGCCGAAGGCUGCCGAAUGACCUUCACGCCCAAGGAGAUGGAGACCAUUGCCUUCAUCUCCUCGGUAAUGCUGGACACCCUACCAGUCCCCCGUCCUGGAGGAGGUCUCUGGGAGAGCGAGCUCGCCGAUGGUGGCAGUGCGCACGAAGUGCAACGGCAGGGGAUGAUCCUGGGCAGGGCAUACGUGCCAAAGCCCUGGAAGGCGACGUUGGACCUUGCUUCGCUCUACGCCUUCUGUUGGCAAAGCCUGGAACGUGCGGAGCGGAGCAUGGACUCCGAGCGUCUGCUCUGUGUGGCGCAGAUGCUGUGUAUUUUUGAUGCCUUGCUCAGACGACAAGUUGAGAGUGGCUCUCUCCUUGCGGAACUCUUUCGGGAAGACGGUGGUGUGGCGUUCCAUGUGGGCCUUUGCAGCGACCUCCGUCCCCUAAGCAAAGUCUUGCAACGGGUGGAACUGAUUGAGCCACGAUGGUUGCAACGACGUCGAGAGAUUCUGAGCUACUUGCAAUGGCGGGAAAGCACUUCGACGCAGAAGAUCUUCGACUUGCGAAUGGUAGGCACUGGCAGCUUUGAGGUCAGGAAGUACUCGUCCACCAUCGCGCUCUUGCGAAAGGUGCUGGAGCGUAAGGGACUGGAACUCGUCCCCCGUGGUGCGCCGGUGAGCGAAAUGGAAGCCCUGGCCGACUGGCUCUUUGGGCGAGGACAGCUAGCAGAUGCAUGCCCUGAGAUGUACUGGUGCAGAGACAUGGCGAUGCUCUUCAAGUUUUUGAGUACCAUGGAACCUCGCAGCACCGAACUCUUGAGGAAAAGAAGAGAUACCAAUGAAUAUCAGUUUUGGCGAUUGACCUUCGAUGGUGACCAGGCGUCACGUCCAGGCUUCGGUUGGCACCAAGAUGUGCCAGCGAUCCACUGGGAAGUGCAAGGCGUUCGCGGGCCGGACCAGGACAUUGCUGACCUCACAGCUUCGGCCUUUGGACGUGAGUUGACGCUCGGCGAAGGCUUGGUGGUCCAGAGUCCAGCAGAUGUCUCCAAACUCUUGGAGAGACCGCAGUGCACGGAGGAAGAUGUGCUUCAUGCCCAAAGUCUGCCCACCUUUGAGGAGACUUUGAGUCCCGAUGAGGCCGAAACCUUGAUGAGUUUCUUGACGGUGCCCUACCUGCAGCUGCCGCUGGUCUUAGACUUCUUCGCUUCGCAGGAUCGAGCCACCUAUCUCUUCAACCCGGAGCUGCAGAGGCUCCUCCGUGCUGUGCUCUUUGAGCCGCGAGGCUACCAGGAACAGAUUGCCAGUUGCACCCGAGUCCCUGCGCGAUGUCAGAUUGAUGGGGAAGAUGAAGCAGAAAAACUCUUUGGGACACCCUUGGGGCUGCUGCUGAGUGAUCUUUGCCAUUCACCUUCCUCAAUCCUGGAUCCACUGCAAAGUAUCUUUAGCAAAGCAGAGGAAUUGGGACAUUUGGGGGACGUGAACAGCUCCGAAGCGCCCUUCCUACUCUUCAUGUUGGAGUUGGCCAGUGAUAUCCAGCGAUUUGUCACCUAUGCGUCCGAACUGUGCCGGCAAGGGCAAGCAGCGCAAGCGGAGAAGCUGGAAUGCCUGGAGAAGGCUUCAGUGAAUCUGCGGGAGCUGAUGUCGAAGCUUCGGGCUACCUUGACUCGUUGGUGUUCCAACUGUAAGGACUUGCCGAAUGCCUGUGCGGUUCAUGGUUAUCUGGCUCUGGAAGCUUUUAGCAGCGGCCUUUAUGUGGAGGGCUUGUCCAGCUGGUGCCUUUGUCGUACCUGGCAUACCUUUGGCAGCUUCCACGACCUGGAGGAUGCCGAGAUGUCGGCCAACCAACGCUUGAGGCGUUUCCUGCAAGCACAGGGGAUCGACACGCGGCGAACCAGUGAGGAGAUGUUGAAUCAGUUCACGAAGCAGGCUGGCCGAUAUCGUCCAGUCUUCCUCCGAGUGGGUCAGCAAACCGUGCGCGUGCCCAACUUUCGUGGCAGGGACACUUCCAAGUGCGCCUUAAGUGUUCCAGAGUCACGGAUGUUUCGCGCCAUUCAGACCUGUCGACCAGAGAUCCUUAGCGCCUUUUGCUCAGCGCCCAGCGAGUCGUUGACUCGCGUGGCUCAAACGGGCCUGCGGUCCGAGUUUCAGGCUGUGCAAUGGACACACAAGGGUGGUGGCACUUUUGCCGCGGGUGAACUGCAGUUGAGUGUCCAGACCGGAGAGCUGUUGUGGCGAGAGGACGGCCUGAAGCCCCUCCCUGAUUCGAUGACGCGCUUUGAGGAUUUUGAGACGAUCUUUGGUGAUGCAUCCCUUCAAUGUGGUGUGGUCUCGCGAUCUCAGCACCGUUUGUGGGUCCACUUGGUGGGCCGCCAGUUUGACUUGAUCGAGUGGACGCCAUCGCCAUUGUCGGCCUUCCAACAAGGCGCAUCUGGACCGGAGGAAGCCCCGAAACUGGGCGCCCCCUGCCAGCGCUGCAGUCAAAGUGGCGCCGGCUGCUGGUCGUGUGAGCGAUGCACCAUGAUCAAUUGCCGGGCACAGGGUUCUGCGGGCAGCUCUUGUAGCGCCUGCGGGGGCCCUGCCCCGGGCGCUGAAGACGAUGGGGCCCAUGGACCCUUUGGGGCCUAUGGACCAGGUGCCCGGCGACGCAAGAAGAUUCAGCCGGUGUCGGACUGCGUCUUUUUGGGUCAGCGCUAUGUGCGGCCCCUGGAUCUCUAUGCAGAGGUCAUUGAGCACCCUGAGCCGGAGAGAUGGCUUUUGGAUGUGCUGGUGCCCAUACUGUUGGAGCUCUACCCUUCUGAUCCCGAGGAUCGCCGCUUGCGGUACCAGCUGCUCCUUCCCGAGACGCCUUGCACGUCCACCGAGAUUCGUUUGUUGGGCUUCGACCAGGGAGCAGAUCCCAAGGAAGAAGCGGGUGUUUCCAUGGCGCAGACCAAGGAAGACCAAGAGAAAGCCCCUACCUGGAAGGAGAUCUUUGUGUCGAAGACGCAGAAGUCCGUGAUGGUUUUCAAUUUGGUCCCUCAUGGACGCCGGUUUUUUCGGUCCUUGGUCUUCUGCUCGAAAUCGGCCUUGGCGUUGCACAAUCUGCCGCUGGACACCCCGGAUGCGCAGAAGCUCUUGGGCUCGGCGGGGAGUUUCGGUGAGAUGCGACGCCAGGAGGGAUCCCUUUGCAUUUGCCGCUACAACAAGGACCUGUGCUUGGCUGAGAACUAUAUCUCCCCCCGACUGCUGCGCGGCGUGGUGCCAAGUGUGCUACUGGAGAACUACAGUUUCUGGGAGGGAGAGGACGGCCUCAUUCGUGGGGUGCCUCAUUCGGACGAACAAUCGACCUACUUUUCCAAGAAUCUACAGAUUCAGUUGACAGGUCUAGAGCCCCCGGUGCGCUUCCGCGUGGCGCGUGCGGCCACCUUCGCCAAGCCCAGCGGCAGCUUCCAGGGGCUGCGGAGGUCUGCCGUGGAGACGGCAACGCCAGAGAUGGCGGUGAAGGAAGUGGAUGUCUUGCAACUCGUAGAGCUGGGCUUCCCCGCCGCAGCUUGCCGCCUGGCGCUGCGGAGCUGUGGCAACAACUCGGGCCGCGCGGCGGAGUGGCUCUUCGAUGAAGGCAACACUGCCGCCAUCUUUGCUGCGGUUGAAGCAGAGGAAAAGCAGGAUACAGCGAUGGCGGUGGAUGAAGACGCAGCCCUGCAACAGGCCCUACUGCUGUCUACGACAGACUCAGCCAUGGAAGAUGCAACUGAUGCGCCACUGGACGGUCAAGAUACUGCAGUCCCUUUGGAGGCGAUGGAGCAGUGGACGCUGGUGGAUUUGCUCUCGGCAGAGGAAGGUAGCGAGCUGGCGUCGCUUUGUGAGCUGUUGACUCGUAUGGAGGACCUUUCUCAUGUGCUUUGCUGGGCAGGCGAAGGUGGAAUCGCUGCGAUUGAGUUGCCGCGACUGAAACUGACCUUGCUGCCGACGCGACAGCGCUUGGAAGUGAAGGAUUCGGGCGGAUGGUUUGUGAAAUCUGACCUGGAGGAACCGCUGCAGAAACUCUUGGAGGGCUUGGAACAGGCCUUGGUGCUGGAGAAUGCUCAAGGUGAUUUACGCGUGUUACUUCCAAAUCACGACGUGACGAGGCCGGUGUCAAGAGGGGAAGCCUUCAGCACGCGAUUGAUCUUCAAUCGAUCUUCUUUUGGUUGGCAGGAGACGAUGGACUUCCCCUACUACCUCUAUCCCAUCCAUGCCACCCACGCGUUUCUGCAGACCAUGAGUUUGGCGGCCUCUCUCUACCUGGCGCUUCUUCAGCUCUUGCGCCGCGACUACAACUCCGCCUUCCGAGAGCUGGACAACUGCUGGACUGACGUGCCUCUACUGGCCGAGGAGAAGUGGGUAUUCAAUCAGUUCAGCGGGAGCUUACAAGAUCAACAUCCAGAUGCGAACGCCGUCCGCUGCAAAUUGGCCCUGGCGGUGGCUUUCGUGGAAGAUUUGACCAUGCCCUUCGAACUACAUAUUGAGUUGGAUCAAUACCUGGCCAAGCGGCAUCAUGUGUCUCGGGGCCUCUGGUUGAAUGAGGAGGAGGAGCUCCAGCUGCUCCGCGGCUGCAAGUCCUCCACUCGGCGGGUGAAGGCCCGUUUGGAAUACCUCGCAGCCAAAGCCAGGGAUCAAGGCAAUGUGGUUCUGCGUGCUGACGCCGCCUUGCACGGAGGUCAGCCCUGGAGUCGCUUGAACCUGCUGCCCCGCGACGCGCUGGCGCGCGCCACACAGCUGCGACGACUACAGUUCAGGCAUCCGCAGUUACCUGAAGGCCAAGUUCAUGCCGAAUGGCCCUCGCAGGUAGAGGGAGAAGCCCUGGUGAAGCUCAUCUGGACGGAUGAACUUUUGCAGGAUGAUGAGAGCGGUGUGAAUCGACAGCUGGGUUUUGUCUUUCUCUACAUGGUCUUGCUGGGCCAGCUGUCGCUGAGUCUGAACGGUGUGGAUGUGACGGUUUCCCUGGGGCAUCUUCUCACGCGGUUGUUCCACUUGAAGUUGGCGCGCUGGGGCAAGGAACUGCAAGAAGAAGGUGAAACUGAAGUCCAACUCUCCCGUCAGAUGGCAACCCUGGCUCUGCUCGCCCGAGGCAACACGCUGGGGUGGCCCGUGGUCCCCUCGUCUGCCUCCCAUCGAUCGUCUCUGGCGGCGGGACAGUGGGGAGGCCGAGGAAUUUUCGGCUCGACUGACAGGCUCAAGCGAUGGAUGGAUUCGGUUGAUCAGGUGUUUCAGCGUGCAUUGGGCGAGGUGCCCCUGUCUGCGGCUUGGAGUCCUCCCAGCCACUGGGCGCCCACAUGUGACCUGCCGGUCCUGCCUGGAGAUUUGGAAAUUCGUCGAAGAGCUCAGGACGAUCGCUGCAGUCUGAGACAGCUCCCGGAAGAGCUUGCAGAGCACGCUGGGAAGGAGAUCUUGGCACAUCUCGACUUGAGCCGUUUUCUCUCGUGGAAGGAGGCCCAGAGGUGUCACUUCGACUCUCCCUUUGACCUCUCCGGGCAUCUCAGCACUCGCAGCUCCGUGGCGCGUGACCUGCUCCGACGCCUGGCGGAGGAUUGUGCCAAGUAUGCGGAGAUCCUCUCGACCAGGCGCACUCCCGUGGUCGUCCGCGAUGUUUCCGUUGAGACCAUGGCGGAAGAGUUGGAAGAACUGGGACAGGUCCUGGAGGCGAGUUCCAAGGAUGAUUAUCAAAAGCUCCGGACGGCCAUGGAAGCAUUGCUCAGCGAAGCCAAUGAGCUACCACAACUCGAAGAGGUUUUCGAGUUCAAGUUGCAACGAGAUUUGUGCCGGAUGGAGCAACUCAUUAGCUUUGACUAUGCAAUGAGCUGCAUUGUGAGCUCAGUCGCCGAGGCGGAUUUCCAUCGCCUAAAUCCGCAUCGACAGAACUGGAGCCAUGUGCUUCAGCAACUGCUGGCGGUCGCCUUGCUCUCUGGUCGACACCUACAGGCGAGACGCUGUGCGCAGCUCUGUCGACGCCUCUCUGCUUCCCUGCGAACAGCGACCUCGGAGGAGUUCACCACACUCCAACAGGAGAUCAGUUUCCUCGCUGAGCUGCUGACGGAACGCAGGUGUUAUAUGCGCCAGGCGCCAGAAGGACACUUUGUGUUCGAUCCUCGCUUUCUGAUCUUCGAGUUCAUGCAGCACAUCGUGCUCCGCCCGCGUCAAGUUGAAAUGGUCGAUUGGUUCAUGCAAAGCUACAAGGAUGGCAAGUCCAGAGUGCAACAAAUGAUCAUGGGCGCAGGCAAGACGACAGUCGUGGGACCUUUGCUCUCUACAAUCUUGGCCCGACCUGAAGUUUUGGUCACGCAGGUGAUGCCCAGUCCCUUGCUGGACCAGACAAGACAGAUCCUGCGGAGUUCUUUCUCUCGGCUCACGCCCAAGAGAAUCGUGACCUUCCAAUUUGACCGUCAAGUGGAAGAUUGCCCAGAGACCAUCAUGAAGAUCUACACCAAGUUGGAGGCGUGCCGCCGUGCCUGUGGCAUUGUGGUGACUUCGCCAGAGUCCAUUAAGUCCAUGCUGUUGAAGUUCAUCGAACAGCUCCAUGGUUUGGCCAGCUUCGAUUUCUCCAUGCUGGCACCAGGUUGCUGUUGCUCAACAGCAUCGUUGGAUCCAGUUGCAUUCCUAGCCCAGGAUCGGAUUGAUCAGACGACCCUUAACGCUGCCUUAUUCUUCACCGUGAAACCCAGUGAGCUGCGACUUCUGUCAGUGCUCGGAAGUGGAGGUUAUGCGAACGUCUACAAGGCCGAUUGGAGCCGCAGCUUUGCCGCGGGCACCAGUAGCAUCAUUGUGGCCGUGAAGCAGCUCCAUACCGACCUGGGGGAAGUCUAUCGUAAUCGCGAGCGGCUCACCAUGCUCACUGAUCAUCCCAACCUCGUGAAAUGUAUGGAUUCAACACUGGAACCACCCUAUUUGAUCGUCACUGAAUUUCUGGCUGGUGGAAGCCUCUUCGAUCUGCUGUACAACUGUCCUGAUUGCGAACUCUCGCUCUGGCAGCAGGUCAAGAUACUGCUGGACAUUGCUUCAGGCAUGAGAUACCUCCAUGAGCAGAAACCAUGUAUUUUGCAUCGAGAUUUGAAGAGUAGCAACAUCCUGUUGUCCAAACCUCUGCGCAACUCCUCCCAAGAGCCCUUCGCCAAAGUGGCCGACUUCGGCCUCUCGCGCGAGACGAAUGGCGCGGGCGCGGCCCUGACGGUUCAGGUGGGCACCUGGCGAUGGAUGGCGCCGGAGGUCUUUGAACCCGAGGAAGUGGAUGCAAAGUACAAUUCCAAGGCUGACAUCUAUUCCUUCGGAAUUCUCAUGUACGAAGUUUUAGAGCGAAGGAUGCCAUACAGUGAGCGCUUUGGAGCUGACAUCUCGGAUCCUCGCAUCGGGCUGUACGUGUGCCAAGGCCUACGCCCAACCAUCAAACUGAAAGGCACUGAUCAUCCUGUCCUCAGCGAGCUGAUCCCACUGAUGCAGCGCGCAUGGGAUCAGGACCCCGAGCUCCGGCCCGACUUCUCUGAGUUGGAGGAAGACUUGAAGCGCUUGUGGAGCACUCUGGGGCCUUGA